This is a messenger RNA of Mauremys reevesii (Reeves's turtle), 5483 nucleotides long. RefSeq names its product erythrocyte membrane protein band 4.1 like 3 (gene EPB41L3). The record is from RefSeq and is a predicted model, not a curated record. Gene Ontology annotation, biological process: cortical actin cytoskeleton organization. The coding region runs from base 144 to 4397 and encodes 1417 amino acids. NCBI's taxonomy places the organism in Eukaryota, Metazoa, Chordata, Testudines, Geoemydidae. Gene Ontology annotation, molecular function: actin binding; structural molecule activity. Gene Ontology annotation, cellular component: plasma membrane; cytoskeleton. The transcript is spliced from 26 exons.
AUCUAGGAAGAAGUCAGAUUUGGCCAGAUGUAUUCUAUAUCUGAGGUAGUGUGAUCCAGCGUCUGGGACAUUGGGUUGGAAAAUUGAGCUAAUAAUAAUAACCUUUCUUCAUGGUGGAGCACUUUUAGAUCUCAUAAUCAACCAUGACUACAGAAUCGGGAUCAGACUCUGAAUCCAAGGAUCAGGACCAAGACCAGCAAGAAGCCCCUGCUCAGCAAGGGACAGCUGGGGCACAACCUCAAGACCACCAGCAGCAGCAGCUCAGUGAGGAACAUCAGAACGCGAUAGACCAGUUCUCUGCUGUGGCAGCACACAGUACCCCUGUGAAAAAAGAGCAGGUCACUGACAGAGAACGGGAGUUUGCUGCUGCUGCUGCAAAACAGCUGGAAUACCAGCAGUUUGAAGACGACAAGCUCUCUCAAAAAUCAUCGUCUAGCAAACUCUCCAGAUCUCCUCUAAAGAUUGUUAAAAAGCCGAAAAACAUGCAGUGCAAAGUGAUGCUCCUGGAUGGCUCUGAAUAUGGAUGUGAAGUGGAGAAACGUUCCAGAGGUCAAAUAUUGUUUGACAAAGUAUGUGAACAUCUAAAUCUUUUGGAAAAGGACUACUUUGGGCUAACAUACAGAGACAUGGAAAACCAAAAGAACUGGUUGGACCCUGCAAAGGAAAUCAAAAAGCAGAUCCGAAGUGGUGCUUGGCAGUUCUCCUUUAAUGUGAAAUUCUACCCUCCAGAUCCUUCCCAGCUGUCUGAAGAUAUUACCAGGUACUACCUCUGCUUGCAGCUGAGAGAUGACAUAGUGUCUGGACGGCUGCCUUGUUCUUUUGUUACUCUUGCUCUUUUGGGGUCCUAUACCGUUCAGUCGGAACUUGGAGAUUAUGAUCCUGAUGAAUAUGGAAGUGAUUAUGUCAGUGAAUUCCGGUUUGCACCAAAUCAUACUAAAGAACUGGAAGACAAAGUAAUCGAGCUGCACAAGAGCCACAGGGGAAUGACACCUGCAGAGGCUGAGAUGCAUUUCUUGGAGAAUGCCAAAAAACUAUCCAUGUAUGGAGUGGAUCUACAUCAUGCCAAGGAUUCUGAAGGAGUUGAAAUCAUGUUAGGGGUUUGUGCCAGUGGUCUCUUAAUAUAUCGAGACAGACUCAGGAUAAAUAGAUUUGCCUGGCCAAAAGUUCUGAAAAUUUCAUACAAGAGGAACAAUUUCUACAUCAAAAUCCGACCAGGAGAGUUUGAACAGUUUGAAAGCACUAUUGGGUUUAAGUUGCCAAAUCAUCGUGCUGCAAAGCGUUUAUGGAAAGUAUGUGUUGAACAUCACACGUUUUUCAGGCUGUUGUUACCAGAGGCACCGCCAAAGAAAUUCCUUACACUGGGUUCCAAGUUCCGCUACAGUGGAAGAACACAAGCCCAAACCAGACGAGCUAGUGCACUAAUAGACCGUCCUGCACCUUACUUUGAGCGUUCUUCCAGCAAACGUUAUACUAUGUCUCGCAGCUUAGAUGGGGCAUCAGUGAAUGAAAACCAUGAAAUGUACAUGAAGGAUUCUAUGUCUGCUGCAGAGGUUGGUACUGGCCAGUACGCCACAACAAAGGGCAUCUCUCAAACCAACUUGAUAACCACUGUGACUCCAGAGAAAAAAGCAGAGGAAGAAAGAGAUGAGGAAGAGGGCAAAAAAAAAGGAGAGGAAAUCACUCCAGUCUCUGCAAUACGCCAUGACACGAAGUCAUCUUUGCUUGGCACUGAUUCAUUUCAUUCCUCAUCAACCUCACAGUCUGGUCCCCCUGUAUCUUCAACAAAGCUUCGUAGGAGAUGUAAGGAGAAUGCUCAAAACCCAUUAAGUUAUGAGUCAUCUAAAGACAUUAUGCAAAUGCACGGUGAGUCUGACUUAGACUCUGAUAGAAAAGGAAGAGUUUGCUCUGCUGAACAAGACAUGGCGUUUAGCUAUAAGCAAAAAGCUGGUAACGGCGGAACACUGUUUUCCUUCUCCUUGCAACUUCCAGAGUCAUUUCCUGCUCUCCUGGAUGAUGAUGGCUAUCUUUCCUUCCCUAACCUCUCUGAAACCAACUUCCUGCCUGAAAGUGUGCAGCAUUACCUUCCCAUCCGAUCACCAUCCCUUGUGCCUUGUUUCCUUUUCAUAUUUUUCUUUCUGCUGUCUGCCUCGUUCUCAGUGCCAUAUGCUCUCACUCUCUCCUUUCCUCUGGCUAUGUGCCUCUGCUACCUGGAGCCCAAGGCGGCCUCCUUGAGUGCCUCACUUGACAAUGACCUGAGUGACAGUUCAGAGGAAGAGACGGACAGUGAACAGACGGAUACUGCAGCUGAUGGUGAAACUACUGCCACAGAGUCGGAUCAAGAGGAAGAUGGAGAUCUCAAGGCACAGGAGCUAGACAAAAAUCAAGAAGACCUGAUGAAACACCAGACCAAUAUAAGUGAACUGAAACGAACUUUCUUGGAAACCUCCACAGACACUACAGUGUCUAACGAAUGGGAGAAGAGGCUUUCGACAUCUCCAGUUCGACUUGCUACAAGACAGGAGGAAGCUCCUAUGAUUGAACCACUUGUGCCUGAAGAGACCAAAGAAGAGAGAGAAAAAUCUGAAAAACUUAUAUUUUUGCAGAAGGGAAGUACUACAUUCCUGGAGUCGCAGCCAAGGGAGAUAGAGAAGAAGCUGCAGGAAGGAGAAUCUGCUGGCACUGUUGUUACUUCUCAUCAAAUCAUUUUCCAGAAAAGUGUUCCAUCAUCCUUAGAGGGCACUGAGGAUUGGGUUAUUGUAGACAAAAUACCUACUGAGGUAGUUGAUGGUGAAUCGAAAAAAAUUGUGACAUACAAAGUAAUGACUGUGCGCAGUAAAACUGGUGACAUUCCACCUGAGAUAUUAAAAUCCAGUACCAUUGAAAUGCAAAGCUUUGAGGACUUGGAAAAUGAAAUACAAUCAAAAGAGGAGAAUAAACAGAAAAUGUACACCUUAGGAAAGUCCUAUGACACUGUAUCCGGGAAAAUUGUAACCAUGACAAGUAAAGCUAAAGAGGGAGAGAAAACAGUGCAGUCAUCACUAGAAGCAUUUCAAAAAAUGGAGAGGGGAAUGCCAGAAUCUGUGAAAAUCAUUCCAGUAGUGGCUGAAUAUGAAAUUCUAGAGCCCAUCACAGACGAAAAAGCAAGGAGGGGAUCCGAUGUACAGAGUACAAAAAGAAAGCUGUCCGAAUCUUUGACACCUAUAAAGGAAGCAGAGUCUCAGUUGCAUAGUCCUGAAGAGGAAAGUUUGAAGAAAGCACAAAAGAUGGACCAGGAUUUUCAUGGUGCACUGGGAAGCUUGCAGUUUGGCAGAGCUGAAAAACACCUUGACAGUGAAGCUCUGAAAGCAGGGGCAUUUGGUCGGAAAGAUAAGAGCCUGUCUGAGUGGAGAUAUUCCAGAGAACAGCCAUUUACCAUUGCUACUGCUCACUAUGUUUCUGAGUCGUCUGCAUCAAGAGUAGUGACUAAACAGUCCUCCAGUGAAAAAACCUUGGAUGGUUCAGAUAUCUUCAGUUUAUUAGAGUCUGCAAGAAAACCAACUGAGUUCAUAGGAGAGGUUACUUCUACUUCACAUAGCAGGGCUCAGAAAACGGAAACAAAGACCAGCCAGGAGAUAAGUGUCAGCGAAAUGAAGGAAGAGAUUCAGCCAUAUCAGGAUUCAGUGAAGAAGGUUGUGCAGGACACUGUACUGGUCGAGGAGAGAUAUGUGACGAAUGUGCAUGCAAGUGGGGAUGCUGUUAAAUUGGCUGGAGAUCAGCUGGAUGCUAUGGCACAGGCAGUAUCUGCUGUUGCUUCUAGUAUGAAAGGAAAGGAGGGUUCAGCUGUGACUGAGGGGGCUAAAGAGGAAAAAAGGGAGGAGGCUGAUAAAGCUGUAACCAAGCGGGAAGAAAUUGCUGCUGCUUCUCAUCAGCAAGAGGAGGAGCAGAGUGCAACAGUCCACGUUUCCGAUACAUUGGAAAGAAAACCUCAUUUUGAGUCACCAGUUGUGAAGACUGAAACCAUCAGCUUUGGCAGUGUUUCUCCAGGUGGGGAGAAGCUUGAAAUGUCUACCAAGGAAGUUCCCAUAGUUCAUACAGAAACAAAAACCAUUACAUAUGAAUCAUCACAGGCAGAUUCUGGUGCUGACUCAGAGCCAGGUGUGUUGAUGAGUGCACAGACCAUCACAUCUGAAACUACCAGUACUACAACUACUACACAUAUCACAAAAACUGUGAAGGGAGGCAUUUCAGAGACAAGAAUUGAAAAACGAAUAGUCAUCACAGGAGAUGCAGAUAUUGACCAUGAUCAGGCGCUGGCUCAGGCAAUUAAAGAGGCCAAAGAGCAGCACCCUGACAUGUCAGUGACCAAAGUAGUGGUACAUAAAGAGACAGAAAUCACACCAGAAGAUGGGGAGGAUUGACCCACAGGAAUAAUUUAGCUUGCAUACGAAUCCAGUCAUGCACACCCUUAGGAAUACCAGAGCCUAUAUGGAGUCUCAGUUCUAACCUGACUGACUUGUAUCUGUCCAUGGAAAAUUUCAGUACCGAAGAAUUGAUCGUAAAUGCUAAUAAAGACACUGGCAGAGAUAUUUUCCCGUAUAAAGCAAUCUGAAUCAGCAUCAGUAAAACAAUAUUGCAUGAAGCAAAGAUAAAUUUACAGAAAAGCAGCAUUUUAAAUUUUCAUUAUAUCUAAGUUUUCAGCUAUACCUGCACGUUCAUAAACAAUAUAAACAGUGAUCUAAUGUAACACAUAAACAGUUCAUGCCUUUCACAUUUUAUUAAAUCUAAACAUACUAAAAUUUGUUAGGUGGCAAACCUUUUGUUUAUGGAUUCUGUAACUGAAGAUUACCCUAAACUGCUAGAAGCUGUAUAGGUACUAUGUAUAAUGUUUUAUCACACAUUAGAUGUGCCAAUAACACAGUUUAUACAGGAAACAAUUUGAAUCUUGUAUUUGUUUUAUCUGGUUUUAUUACUGUUGCCUGAUUAAAAAAAAAAGAUGAAUCUCUAAUCUUAUCAAAAUAUUUAAAUUCUUACAAAAUGUGCUUUGCAUACCUGAUUUAAUACCUUGUGAGGUAGUAAAGAUUUCAGCACAUUUACUUGACUUUAAGAUUUUUUGUCAGCUUUGUUCAGAGUUAAAGACAGAAAGUUUCCAGUCACCCUUCAGAAGUUCUAACCCUGUAAAUUAUAUGUGGUUAUUUUGGAGAAAGUCUGUAUUUUCCUUAGUUUAUAGUGUUACAAAAUUAUUACUCUGAAAUAACCUUGAUGGUUUUUUAUUGACUUCCCUUUUGUUCUCAGAGAAAAAAAUGCUUCAUUUCAGAAUCUGGUCAGCACCAUUUAUGAUCUAGUUCAGAGCCAAGCCUUAAAAUGUACAGAACAUCCACCGAAAACUCAUUAGUGUUCCGUUAUAAUGUCCACUGAAGGGAUAUAGUCUCCAUUACACUCUCAGCUGCGUCACAACACAUGGUGAAUGUAUGUUUCUGCAUAGUGAAAUAAAAGUGGUAAAUGCA